UUUAGCAAUGAUUGGCAUCUUCAUUAUCGCCGGCACAAUCACCACUAUGACAGUACAUGUAGAUAUAGGCCCUAGUGUCAUAGUGUCAUUUCGUAUAUCACUGGGCAUUGCCUGUUGUCACAACUGUCAAUAUCAAGACAGCCAUAUCGGAAACAGAAUUCUCAAAUUCAAUAAUUCGGAGCAAAGCGGACCAAGAUGCUGCAGCUGUGUCUCCUCAUACCAAUCUACAGCCUAGUGAUCGAGGCUUUGAACGUAGGACCGCACUGCCAAGACAAGCCAUGCAUCAAGGGUUGCUCACGGGGCCUGGAGCGUUAUUUCAACGGCAUAGCGAACCACGUCCUGCCCGGCCACGUCUACGGUAACCUGACGGUAGCUUCGCGGGUCCUGUGCGGCAGGGAGUGUCUUAUCGAUGAUCGUUGCUUCUCUUUCCACUACUCGGAGGGGAAGAGGCGGUGUGAGCUGAACGGGGCUACAGCGUCGCGAUACCCGUUAGCUCUGAUUGAGAGAACCGGUACCAACUACUACGGUCCAGAACAGGCAAGUUUUGCCAAUCUGCUAACAAAUGAAACGGAGGAAAAAGGUCCAAUAAGCCUGACUGACUGUCGGUUCUAUAAUCACCCAUCAGCCGCCUCCGAGUGCAACAAGACCGGCCAACACCUCUGCCUUCGUUGGGAACUUGACCACGCCUCUAAUGAGGGAUACCCGGCCACGCCUCCCUACGGCUCAUGGUACGCUGAUCCUGACAGCCAGGCCGUGCUGACCGAGACCAGAGUGACCUACCACGACCUGCCGCUGACCAGCCCGUCUCCCGGCUUGUGCUGCUCCCUCCCGAUGACCUACCGAGACCCAGUCAUUACUCCGCAGAGCUACGAGCUCGCAGACCGUGCUGGGCAGGCCAGCGGUUGUUCCGACCUGGCAGCUCAUCCCUGCACCCUGGCCGAGCUGAAGGAGGCUUACGAUCGAGGUUACAGAUCGGUAGACUGGCUGUACUUCGAGAUACCCAACCGUGAUGCAUCAGUUGUUGGAUGUGGUGUGUAUCAUUAUGGCGACGAAUGUUACCAAGAUACCAUAGGAAAUACACCAAGGCCAGGUGCGCCUAGGGAAGUGCUCUGCUGCCCAAAUCGUGCCUGACUCUCCAUCGGUCGGCCUACACUAGCACUUUGUAGUUGAAGUUUAUUUUAUUGAACUGCGUUUCGAUAAACAAGUAUCGAGUAUAAUUAUAUUGAAUUAGUAUUUUAAUUUGCGGUGGGGAUGUAGUGUUAAGAGGACUGUGAUAAGCGUUUGAGUUAUGGACAUGGAAGGGCACACUAUCGGCAUAAGUAUUAUUAUUUUUGUUCAGAUUUUCUAGGAACUUUAGCCUAAACCAUUUGCUAUCAUUUAAAAGCUCCGGAAUAGUCAUUAUCAUUGUAAUAAUU
This is a messenger RNA of Patiria miniata (bat star), 1415 nucleotides long. RefSeq lists its product as uncharacterized. Lineage: Eukaryota; Metazoa; Echinodermata; Asteroidea; Valvatida; Asterinidae. The transcript is spliced from 3 exons. Bases 196 to 1131 code for a protein of 311 amino acids. The record is from RefSeq and is a predicted model, not a curated record.